CAAAAGUAGAGGACGACAGUCAGAGUGUGUAAAGCUUGUGCGUUAAAUUUGGAGUAGAGAUUUGUAGUAGGAAUGUCUCUGGUCUUUCCGUCUUCGGUCGGUUUUGCGUGAAUACUUUUGCCAUUGGAUUAUCCUAUGAACGGAGAUGGCUCGUACAAAGCAGACCGCCCGUAAAUCGACCGGGGGUAAGGCGCCCAGGAAGCAGCUGGCCACCAAGGCGGCUAGGAAAAGCGCUCCGUCCACCGGUGGGGUGAAGAAGCCUCAUCGUUAUAGGCCGGGCACAGUUGCUCUACGAGAAAUCCGCCGAUACCAGAAGUCCACUGAAUUACUUAUCCGUAAACUACCCUUCCAGCGUCUGGUCAGGGAAAUUGCCCAGGACUUCAAAACUGACUUGAGGUUUCAGAGCGCUGCAAUUGGAGCUUUGCAGGAAGCCAGUGAGGCCUAUUUGGUUGGCUUAUUUGAGGACACCAAUUUGUGCGCCAUCCAUGCUAAAAGAGUAACUAUCAUGCCCAAAGACAUUCAGCUGGCCCGGCGAAUCAGAGGAGAACGUGCUUGAAAUUAUGCAUUAUGUAAAAUUUUCUCUAAAAGUUAAUUGUAUUUUGGAAUCAGUAUUUGAAAAUGAUAAUUUCUAAAGCAUUUUUGGACUGUAGUCUUGACUUGUGAAGGCUAGGCCAUGUUUCACAUUUUUGUUAGUAUUGACAGCAACUUGCAGCAUUGAAGUAGCAGAUCAUUUUGUAAGCAUUCCAUGACACUUGGCUCAGGUUUCAAAAUAAAACAUUUUGUAUCUUUAGUCUGUAAUGUUUUUAUAUCACACAAAUUGGGGAUGGGAACUGCAGACUUCGUAUUGCAGUUUUUUUUGGGGGGUAGAGGUUGUUUCCGCCGAGGUUCUAAAUUAAAGUUCACUACCUCAGCUAUGUCAAAUGGCAUUUCUUCAAAUUCAAAGUUUUAUUUUGAAAGGUGAAAGCUGUUUUGAAGAUCUGUAUUUAUUGCUCAAGAAGCUGUUGGUGAGCAAAGUUGUAACUUGCAGUCAGGAAAGUUUUUUUUAAAAAAAACUGUCCUGAAGAUUUUUUGACAUGAGUUAUUAAAUCUUUUUUUCCCCCCAGGGGGGCUACCUGACCUGGUGUUUUUCUAGCAUUUUCUAUUUUUAUUUCGUAUGAACUAAAAUAUUACACUAUCUGGAUUUCAACUAUUAUUGGCCAACACACACCCCAGCAUCCUUGCUCUAUAUGUCUAUCCUUCCAAAAUAUGAAGUACUCUAGAGAAUAUUUUAGGUCCCAGUCUUCACAUAAUCAAGAAUAUGCGUUUUAAACAUGUGUGAAGGUGGAAUUGAAAACUUAUAUAAAGUUGGAAAAAAUGGGGAUGGAAACAAUAGGCCAACCAAGAUAUUACUGUUAAUUAAAAUACCAGAUUUCUACUAUGGUUUUAUUUCUGGUAUUGUAUUCCCCAGUCACCUAUGAACAUUGUGAAGGGCCUGCUGAUGGAGCCAUACAAAAGAGUACACAACAAUAUUCCAGUUCUUGUUUUCAAAAAUAUAAUUACAGAAGUACUUCAGUUUUUAAAAAAAUCAACUGUUUAGAACAAUCACAAUGAUCGAAUGCAAAUGGUUCCUUUGUAUCACAAUUCUUACCUUUCCAUCUGACAGAUUGUUUGUACCAAUGAUUCCUGUGUUAGUUUUACCUGAUUAAUGUUGCUUUACAUAUCUAGAAACAUGCUGCAUUCCAGCAAUUAUGGUGUAACAAGAUGGAGGUGAGAAACAUUAACAUUACAUAAUUGCACAAUAAUGUAUUUACAGAUGGUAAAACAGGCUUUAGAUCAGAUGACAUGCAUAUUAAAGGACAAUAUUCAAAAGACUCACCUGCCUGUCUCCCAGAACAAAAGAAAACACCACCAACCACCUUCCACUCAUUCAGUACAAAUCCCUCUACCUCUUUUUGGGCUCUCAAUUAAAUGGACACAUGCUUCAAGUUGAAUAUAGAGUAGGAAACCAGGCUAAGAUGUAUUUGGCUUGUUGUUACCAUCUGCCCACAGAUACACAAGGGAAGUUGCAGUACUUAUGGUUGCAGGUCUGCUGAAACCUGCCAUGUCUCACUUCACUUCCGCCAUUAACAUGCUGUAGUUAAACUGCAAUAUCAGACUGAUAUUAAUAGUGCAUUAUUGUCAUCAAUAAUCAGAGAAUGUGAAGGGCUAAAACCUGAAACUACUCAUGUAGUUUAAAUGUUUUCUCCCCAAUGACUGCUCUGACAGGAGAACUCAGUUCCUCAGGCAAAGGCCUUCCCAGAUUAUUGAAACUUUAUAAAUAAGGUAUUAAUAGAAAUGUUCGGUCUCAACAUUGCAAAUUAGGACUAAGAGGUGAAAUAGUGACAAUUUUGACCUAGCUCAAAGAGACAAAGUAGCUGCUAAAUAAUACAAGUUAUGUUGGUGCCACAAAGACUUUAACUGAGUAACCACACACACAGAUCAAGGAUUAAAUGUGAACAACAACUGGUGUAGAAAUAGAUUGGAAUAAUUGAUGCAAACAGAAUAUAACUUUUACCAUUCAGAGACAGGUCAUUCAAUGCUUAGUUCUCAGUUAAUACUAAGCAGGAAGAAAAGCAUGAAGUGUUGUAUCUCUCAAAUUCUGCUUCUGAAAGAAUCUCAAGAACUUGGAUGGAAUAUUCCAACAAUAACAUUUCAACCUGUACAAAUUUAAACUGAGGUUCAGCCAGUGUGCAGUUAGAGGAAAUAAAAGCAGAAAAUGCUAUAAAUACUCAGCAAGUUGGGCAACAUCUGUAGAGGGAGUAACAGAAUUAACGUUUCAGGUCAACAAUCCUUCAUCAGAAUUGGGAAUAGUUAAAGAAAUUAAACAAGCCUACAUUGCAACGAAAGGAAAUGUCUCUAUCCCGCUAUUACCUAACUCCUAUAUUUAGACUCUUGCAUUCCUCCAGUAAAGCUUAACAGAAGUUAAUGGAACAGGAUCAAAGGAUACAUUAUAGGCUUCAGAACUCAAAAAUUUUAAGUUAAUCAACCAAUUCAAUGUUGGCAUCCUAUUUUUACUUUCAGCUUUUUUAUUUACAUCACUUCCAGACAUACCUUGCUAAUCUUUCUCACUCUCUAAGCUUGCACCACUAUUAUUGGUGUCUUUCACUCUCCCUUGGCUUCAACCAUCUCAGACAUUUUUGUCUGCCUGUCCCUCCUUCCCAUCUCUUCCACUUAAAACAGUUCAUUUUUAAUUUUAUUCAGUUGUAAUGGAAGGUCAUUAAUUUGAAAUGUUGUUAAGUUCUGUCUCCACGGAUGCUGUCUGAACAUUUGAAUAUUCCCAGUAUUUUCAGUAUUAUUUCGUCUAUCAAACCUCUGCAGUGAUUUGCUUCUGGACAGUAGUUACAUAUUGUGUUUUACCAUCUGUACAA
This is a messenger RNA of Mobula hypostoma (lesser devil ray), 3386 nucleotides long. RefSeq names its product H3 histone, family 3A (gene h3-3a). Gene Ontology annotation, molecular function: DNA binding; structural constituent of chromatin; protein heterodimerization activity. NCBI's taxonomy places the organism in Eukaryota, Metazoa, Chordata, Chondrichthyes, Myliobatiformes, Myliobatidae. Gene Ontology annotation, cellular component: nucleus; nucleosome. The transcript is spliced from 4 exons. The coding region runs from base 146 to 556 and encodes 136 amino acids. The record is from RefSeq and is a predicted model, not a curated record.